AUGGGCGUGCCCUCUGUUCAGCGGCCGGUGCCCAAAGCGCCCCCGGCCAAAGCUCAUCGCAACAGAGGCAUGGAUCAGCCGGCCGAGCGAUCGCUCGACGCCGUGCCCGCUGACGUUCACAUCAGCGGACCGGCCCACUAUGUCAUUCCGGGGCAGCCCCCGCGGCGGCUGGAUCAGCUCCCGCCCGGUACGCAGCUCCCUCCCGGCACCGAGAUCAUGGUGCCUACGAGGAGCUCGAGUCCGCCGACCAAAGCGCCGCCGACUCCCGCCCAGAUCGCGGCGUACCAGGCUUCUCGCGCUACUCCCGCUCGGACGAAAGCCAAAGCUACUCCUGAUGCAGCUUUUCGUGUUGUCGAGCGGCAGUUGAUCGACUUGCUCGGCGCGGCCCCCCUCGACGACGAUCCGAUCGAGGAGCCGUCGCCGGAGCCCGAUGAUCCGAUCGAAGACUUUUAA
This is a messenger RNA of Symbiodinium sp. CCMP2592, 453 nucleotides long. The record is from the annotation of a GenBank genome assembly. NCBI's taxonomy places the organism in Eukaryota, Dinophyceae, Suessiales, Symbiodiniaceae.